This is a messenger RNA of Puccinia triticina, 609 nucleotides long. RefSeq lists its product as uncharacterized. The record is from RefSeq and is a predicted model, not a curated record. The transcript has 3 exons. The coding region runs from base 1 to 609 and encodes 202 amino acids. NCBI's taxonomy places the organism in Eukaryota, Fungi, Basidiomycota, Pucciniomycetes, Pucciniales, Pucciniaceae.
AUGUGGAGAUCGGCCUUCAGAUUGCGGUCGAUAACGGAGUCGAGUGGACAACGUAUACGAUCAUAUAACUACGAUGUCGACCUCCAUGGUCGCGUUUAUCUAUCCGAAGUCCGCUCACGAAACUUCACGAAUUGUUACAGAGAUGUGAAUUUUCUGAACAUCUUAUUCAAGAAGUUAAGGAAGAUCAACCAAGGUAUCGAAUCCGAUGAUCAGUCUCAUCAAAUCGAUCCAGGAGAGCUUCACUUAAAUCAAGAGAACUUUAAACAAGGCUAUCGGUGGGUCAGUAAAUGCCAAGGAGAGAUUAAUUAUAUACGGUCGUCUAGUACUCCGAUUGUGUAUAAGACAUUGGAUAUCUCAACCAAUGAAUUGAUGUAUGGGGGUUCAUUGAAGAAAUCCUUUGAGCCGAGUCGAUUGAAGUAUGAUCGCUCGACUGGAUGGCUCUUCCAUCCGUCCCCAUCAGCGAAAAACCAUGGCUGUUAUUCUCUACUUUCGAGCUCGAUCCUCUCCGAUUCACUGCAAGAUUCCAUCGAUCUAGGCUCUGCUGGCUGGAUCAGAUGGGGGCAAGACAAGUUCCCUAUCCUUCCGUUAGAUCCUGAUGAUCUCAGUUGA